Molecule: messenger RNA, 768 nt
Organism: Neurospora tetrasperma FGSC 2508
Lineage: Eukaryota; Fungi; Ascomycota; Sordariomycetes; Sordariales; Sordariaceae
Exons: 2
Coding region: 1-768 (255 amino acids)
Source: RefSeq, a predicted model, not a curated record
AUGAACGGAAACAACCAGUUACGUCAUGAAUUUUCUAGUAGGGGUCAACUAGUUUUACGAAACAACCAUUCAGAAAUGCAAAAGUAUGAUGCUGGUCAAGUCCAUAGACGUAGUCGCCAGGACCUCCACGAACAUGAGAGAAACCAGCAAAGGCCAUCCCAAAGCCAAACUUCAUCCAACUCUACUGCUCCUCCCGAAAUGGAAUGGGUUAUAUAUGGAUCUGGUGACUAUGACGACCAUUCCCCGUGCAACAUGGAAGACGAGGACGGAUCUUCUUACGAGUACCCACACGAUAUCGAGAGCAUGAACGACGAGCGGAAAACGAGCGGCGAUGUUGAUCGGAAAAACGGCUCUUAUGGCCCGGCGGCAGCACGACCCUGCGGAGAUGCGGCUAGUGUUGCAAACACGGAGCUCCUGAUAGCAAUGCCCGAUGAACUAUCGAGUUGCGACAUUGCAAAGUAUGACGAGAAGCAACGCCAGAGGUUCACAAAGAACAACAAGCCAGCCGCGUCACCGUCAAGCCCAAGCGAAGAACCUAUCUCCCCAACCAAUAGCACUCACAGCGGGCAAUUCGAAACGCUACAUGGCACGCCAUGGAAGUCGAGGACACAUGGCCCUGGAACCGAGGUCAGAGUACCCUACAGAAUCCUCCGGGGAGCCACAUACCAGGUAGAUGAUCGUUAUGACAGAGUCGACCAUUGGCGACCAAGACGUGAACGUCCUUUGGGAAGCAUCCCCGGACCUUUUGUUGAGCCAAGAUAUGAGUAG